GCUCCUCGGCUCUUGCCUCAUGGUACCUGCUCAGCCUGUCUCACUAGCCACAAGCCACUUGUCGCUGUCCUCCCCCUGCGGCCUCGCCCAUAGCAACCGAAGCAAUCUCAGUUACGGCUCGUCCAGACUCUCGGUCUCCAUCCAUGGAGCCAGGGGUCGGCGGUGCCCCCGCCUCUGAGGUCCUCCAUCCCGAGCCCCAUGAACAGUCGCCGCGGCCGCUGCCACUGGUGUCGGCCGAUGACAGCGUUGGCGUGGUGCCUUCUGACGCCUACGGCGUGGUCGAAUCCCACCGUUUGGGUGCUCCCUUCGACAACACGCCCGCCUUCGAGCCGACUGAGCUGAGCUAUGAUGACGCCGUCGGUGGGGAAGAUGCGCGGCCGAUAGGUGCAGAGACGGCCGCCGACCUUGGUGGCUCUGCAAUCGAGCGAGCUCACGCUUUCUUACCGGUAGAUUCGAUGGAGCCGAUCUGUCAGGAGAGCUUGUGGUUGAGUGCGGAUGCGGAAGCCACUCCGGCUCCUGUGAAGCGGAAGCGAGGGCGCCCGCCGAAGGCUCAUGGUGCCGGGAGGAAGGCUACGGCUCCAAAGAAGAAGGAUGAGGAGGAAGUGUGCUUUAUAUGCUUUGAUGGUGGUAAUCUUGUCGUCUGUGAUCGUAGGGGAUGCCCUAAAGUAUACCACCCCUCUUGCAUCCACCGGGAUGAGCCAUUUUUUCGUUCACGGAGUCGCUGGAAUUGUGGGUGGCAUAUAUGCAGCAUCUGUCAAAAGGCUGUCACUUACAUGUGCUAUACAUGUACAUAUUCUGUUUGCAAAGCUUGCGUUGGAGGUGCUAAUUUUUUCAGUGUUCAAGGCCAAAAGGGAUUUUGUGAGACUUGCUAUAAGACUAUAAUGUUAAUAGAAUCAAAUGAAAAAACUAAUGAGGAAAAGAUCAGGGUAGACUUUGAUGACAGGAGUAGCUGGGAAUAUUUGUUCAAAGUGUAUUGGUUAACUCUUAAAGUAAAACUAUCACUCACGAUAGAAAAGGUAACUAAUGCUAGAAGUUCAUGGAAAGGAUUUGAUGCUUCUUUGUGUAAAGAGGAAACAUCUGACGAGUUAUAUGAUGCUAAUGACGAUGAAGAAGCCAGUUCUGAUGGUUCUUCAGGACUUCAUCAAUACAUUUCUUCGAAGAAAAGAGUUGGGAGAGGUUCUAAAAGCUCCAUCAAUGAAGAGCUUGCUGCCAAAGGCAUUGAGAGGGAGAAGAAAUAUUUUUCUGAAGACAACAGAUGGGCUUCACCAGUGCUCUUAGAAUUUGUGGCACAUAUGAAGGAUGGUGACAAUUCUGUUCUUUCUCAAUUUGAUGUUCAAGCCCUUUUACUGGAAUACAUAAAGAAAAAUAACCUUCGUGAUCCUCGAAAAAAAAGUCAAAUUGUGUGUGAUGGAAGACUCAAAAAUUUGUUUGGUAAAGAAUGUGUUGGACACUUUGAAAUGUUAAAGCUUUUGGAGUCUCACUUUUUAAUCAAAGAGGUUCAACAGACAGGUACUGAUGAUAACCAAGGAGCUAUUGAUUCUGAUCGUGGUCAUAUGGAUGAUGAAGUAUACAGUAAUCUAACAAAUCUAGGUUCUGAUAAACGCCAGAAAAACCGUAAAAGAGUUGGAGAGAGAGAACUGCAGUCUAAUCUUGAUGAUUAUGCGGCAAUAGAUGUCCAUAACAUUAAUCUUGUUUAUUUACGUCGUAGUUUGUUGGAGGAUUUAAUUGAUGAUGCCAAAUUCACUGAGAAGGUUGUUGGCUCUUUUGUUAGAAUAAGGAUUCCAGCUUCUGGUCAAAAGCAAGAGAUGUAUAGGCUUGUUCAAGUUAUUGGCACACAUUUAGCUUCUGAAAAAUACAAAGUGGGCAAGAAAUCAACUGACAUUGCUCUGGAUAUUUUGAACUUAGACAAGAUGGAGUCUUCAUCCAUUGAUGCAAUCUCAAACCAAGAUUUUACAGAGGAGGAAUGCAGGCGCUUGCGGCAGAGCAUAAAAUGUGGCUUGAUUAGAAGAUUGACUGUGGGGGAUCUUUUGACAAAAGCCAAAGCUAUACAAGAAGUGAGAGUUAAAGAUUGGUUAGCAAGUGAGACACUGCGACUCAGUCAUCUUCGUGAUCGAGCAAGUGAUUUGGGCCGGAGAAAAGAGCUCAGAGAGUGCAUUGAGAAGUUGCAAAUUCUUGACACAACUGAGGAACACCAACGUAGACUUAGUGAAAUUCCAGAAAUACACGUUGAUCUGCAUAUGGAUCCCACUUAUGAGUCUCCUGAAGAAACGGAUGAUAAGAAAGAAGAUAGUUUUAACAGGUCAAAUGUUCCUUUGUCUCGCAAGAGAGGAAGAAAUUUAUUCUCUCCUGGUAGAGAAUCAAUAUCAAGUUAUCAAUUGAAUGAGGCGUCAAGAAGUUUAACUACUGAUGGGAUAUCAAACAGGAAUCAUAGACCAGAAGAUGCAGAAGAUAAGAUUGCACAUAAUCAUGCAGUAAAACAAGAUGCCACUGUUUUGAACAGUGCCCAACCUGUAACUAAAGUAAAACACUCUUAUAACACUGCAUAUGAAACUGACAUCAGAUGUUCAGGUGUGUCUGUGCCACAAUAUGACACUGAGCACGACAAAGUCUGGCAUUAUCAAGAUCCAUCUGGAAAAAUCCAGGGUCCCUUUUCCAUUUUACAGUUGGACAAAUGGAACUCCACUGGGUUUUUCCCCUCAGAUCUUAGGGUAUGGCUAGCAUCUAAAAAUCAAGAAACAAUGUUAUUGAAUGACUUACUGAUGAAAUUUCAGCAUGGUUCACAACAGAAAUCUCAAUCUGCUAAUCUUACCCAGCCUCCAAGUUUUGCAGGUGGAGCAGCUAAUGCAGGACAGAAGUUGGAUAUGGGUUUGAGAGAAAAUAAUAAUCCGUCACUGGUGGAUAUCAAGCAGAAUGAGCAUAAUUGGAAUGCAAAACAAAAUGAUGUAACUUUAUCUUCUGCUGGGCACAAUGUCUCAAACGUUGAAAUGCAGGUUCUUCAGGCAUCUAAUAACAGUGAGCAAAACAGGGAGCUUGUUACUCGAGAAAGAAGGGUUGGAGCCGCUACACAUGUCAGGGAAUCUUUAGCUGAUAUAAAUACUUGCUUUGGCCAACAGGCAAGUUAUAGCAUCCCUGACCCAAACCCAUGUUUUUCUGCUUCCUUAAGUAAAAAUAUGUACAAUUCUCCAGCCUAUCGAGGCAUAGGAAUGCAAUUAGAAAACGCUGAGAGAUGGAGCACGAAGCAGGACCACAGGAGUUCCUGGAAUUCAGUUAGGUCUAGGCCCAUAAGACCUAGUGGUCAGGGUUAUGAAGGCCAAUAUUCGAGUCAGAAUCCUUUAAACCAACAAUCACAUCAGGUUUCUCAACUGUAUCAACCUAUUCAAUCACCCACUAAUUCUAGAAGUCAAUGGGCAAAUGAUGGAUAUGGUCUGUCUACUCCCACCCAGCAGCCAAGUAGUAUGAGCUGGAUAAGCCAUCAAUCUCAUACUAUGGCACCUUUUGCAUCUGUUACUUCUAUUCAUAGAGUACGCUAUGGCUGGAAUGCUAUACCAAGUGCUCAGUUGCAUCAAUUAGCUACUAACACGAUGGAUUCCAAGGCAAGUGUUCCAUUAGUGGCUGCCAUCCAUGGGUGGGGUCCAAAGUCAUCCUCAAAUGCCCUUAAUCAACAUGCUGAACCAAAAGACUGGGUGUCAGAGUCGGCUACAGCAAUAUCAGCUGCUGAUACCAACCUGAAUUUUGGAAAAAUGGAUAAUUUGAAUAAUUCAUCAGCAACCAAUCAGCUGAAAAAGUCUUCAUCUCAUCCAAGUCCUUCAAGUGCUUCACUUAGGAAAAACAGCCAAUUUUUUGAAAGUUCAUAUCCUAGUCAAACUCCAAGUAAUGAGGAACAUGACUCUGCUUUUCCAGUGAAUGAUCCUGAUUCUCACAAGGCCUUGGAUGGAUUAUCAGGUGAUGCAGAUGUAGAUAGUUCUGUCACUACUGUUCUUGUAUCAGAACCAUUAAAUUCAAUUACGCCUUGCCUUUCUGUUGAGGUAGAUGGCACGCAAUCCUCCAUGAAAUCCAGCAAUGAAAUGGCAGAUAAGAUUACUGAGGUUGAGAGGUUGGCUUCCCUAUCUUAUGAUUCAGAGAACAAACAACCUUCUCUUGCACAGAUAGAUGACAAGCUGAAAAACCUCACUCCAAUUAAUAUGGCUGAAUCUGAACCUGAUGCAUUGGACAAUGAUUCAGUUCAGGAAUCAGAAGCAUUGCAAGAUCCCAAACUAGCACCUGAAGUGACAAAAACACAUAAUAAUCUUCAUUACUGUGGCACUAAUUUUCCAUCUUCAGGGAAUAAAUUGGAUCAAACAGAAACUGAAAAUCCAGAAUGCUCUGAUCGUGGACAGAUUGACAUGAAGGGCAUCAAAUUGGCAUCCCCUUGUAGUACACCAGUUUCUGGACCAUAUGAAUGGAAUGCCACUGUUGAUUCUACCUCUGGGAAGAACCAAAAUGACAUAAUAGUUGCUUCAGUUGAUUUUCUUCCUCCACUAUCUCCAACUAUAUCAGAUAUGCUCACUGAACCUGCAUCAUCAAGAAACACUGCUUAUGAGAUGGCUGAUGCUGAUGCUGCUUCUGACAGAAGUUGGGAAAUAACUCCCCGAAGUCUAAGAAUUAUUGAAGCAGCUGCCCAUGGGGCCGGGAGUUUAGGUUGGGAUGAGGAAGUUAAAUCUAGGAUUGUCAGUGGAGUAAUAGCUCAAGGGAAAACCAACGUGGCUUUGGGAACUGCAGAACAAACAAGUACUAAAACAGGUUGGACUUUGCCCACAACAAAAAGAACUGCUAUGAGUUCAGGUUGGGGGAAACCUACACUGAGGAACACAAGAGAAGCCUUGAGUAAAGGCAACGCCAAUGCUGGCUGGGGAGCACCUCAAAAAGUCGAUGAUUCUGGGUGGGAAGCAACCAUGAAGAUAAGCCCUGGCCCAGAAUCUGGCUGGGUACCGCCAGCAACAGGAUUUUCAAAUCAGAAUGAAAAUACAAACAGUAGUUGGGGAAUGACACUCGGAAGCAAGAAUGCUAGCUGGAGUUCAGCUGCCAUGUACCAUGAGAAUGUGGAACUUAAGAAAAAACAUGGGGACGAUAAGUACCAUGAAGGAAGUGAUUCAGGAUAUAGUGCCAGGUAUACCCCACAGCAUCGGAAUAAUUUUGGUGGAGGUGGAGGGUCUGUACGACCUCCAAGAGGGCAAGGGCUGAGACGGGUGUGCAAGUUUUAUGAGAGUGGGCAUUGCAGGAAGGGUGCAUCAUGCAAUUACUUGCAUCCACGGCAGUAAAAUUUUGGUUCCCAUAUUUCUGGUCCUUUAGUUUUUGUACAGUUAAACUAAUGGCGUUGUGCUGGUGUAUACCCUUCAAAACUUCUUGCUUGUACCAAGUCAAGCUAUAAUUACUGGAAUAGUUCUUGAAGGAGCAGCUGUUCAAUGUGACUAUUGGAACUUUGUAAUCUAGCUGAAUAGCUGUUCAGGAAAUAGCCAUGUUUUGUUUAUUUUGUAGACGAUCAAUUGAUGAUUCUAACAUCUUGUUAUGAUCACCACCUAA
Messenger RNA from Zingiber officinale, 5559 nucleotides. RefSeq names its product zinc finger CCCH domain-containing protein 19-like. The record is from RefSeq and is a predicted model, not a curated record. The transcript is spliced from 10 exons. Gene Ontology annotation, molecular function: metal ion binding; protein binding; DNA binding. The coding region runs from base 144 to 5297 and encodes 1717 amino acids. NCBI's taxonomy places the organism in Eukaryota, Viridiplantae, Streptophyta, Magnoliopsida, Zingiberales, Zingiberaceae.